This is a messenger RNA of Salvelinus sp. IW2-2015, 1698 nucleotides long. RefSeq names its product plakophilin-1-like. Gene Ontology annotation, cellular component: plasma membrane; nucleus; adherens junction. The record is from RefSeq and is a predicted model, not a curated record. Lineage: Eukaryota; Metazoa; Chordata; Actinopteri; Salmoniformes; Salmonidae. Gene Ontology annotation, biological process: intermediate filament bundle assembly; cell-cell adhesion; cell-cell junction assembly. Gene Ontology annotation, molecular function: cadherin binding.
ACAACAACUGCUGCUUCUACUACCACUGAACUACUGCAACUUUGUCCUUUCUCUUCAGGUCUCCUUUGGAACCUGUCAUCUGCAGACAGUCUGAAGCCAGAGCUGGUGCGUAGUGCUCUGCCUGUCCUGACUGAGACUGUGGUAGUACCAUACACUGGAGAUGAGACAAACAGCAACCAGGACCCAGAGGUCUUCUACCAUGCUACGGCAUGUCUACGAAACCUGAGCUGUGCGACUCAAGGCAACAGGCAGGCCAUGCGUAACUGUCGAGGCCUCGUCGACUCUCUGGUCAGUUACGUCCAGCGCUGUGUGGCUGCAGAGAGGCCAGAUGACAAGUCUGUGGAAAAUUGUGUGUGUGUCUUGCACAACCUGAGCUUCCAGCUGGAGAGUGAAGCCCCUGCCCUCUUCAGCAGGAUCACUGCCCUGGCCAGGACACCCAGCAGGGCCAACACCCCCAGUGAGACCGGCCCCAUUGGGUGCUUCAGCCCACAGAGCAGCAAGGUCCAGGAGCAGGAGAGUCACUUUGACUACCCUGUGAUGGAGGAGCAGAACCCGAAAGGAGCAGGCUGGCUCUUCCACUCCAAGACCAUGCAGAGUUACCUGUCUCUGCUGGGGUCCAGCCAGAGAGAAGAGACCCUGGAGGCCUGCUCUGGAGCCCUGCAGAACCUCAUUGCUAACCAAGGCAUUGUGUCUAGUGUGAUGAGCCAGAGCAUCGUGCAGAAGCUGAACGGCCUGCCUCACAUCUCUCCCCUGCUGCAAUCCUCCAACCCCAGCCUCCAGAAAACUGCUGUGUCUCUGGUAGGGAACCUGGCCAAGAACCAACGCCUUCAGAGCACCAUGGCCCGACAGACCCUACCGGAGCUAGUUGGCAUCCUCAGCUCAUGGACCAAGAAAGAGAAAGAGUUUGAUGACACCCUGGCCAUGGCGUGCCAAACCAGCCACAGUCUGCUAAUGAAGGAGCCUGAGCUGGGGAAACCCCUGCUGACCAACAAGCUGGUCAACUCAGUUAACGACCUGAGCAAGAACAGGGAUUUCCCAAAGGCCAGCAAAGCUGCAGGUGUGCUCCUCUACAGCCUCUGGUCAGAGAAGGACGUACAGAGUUUCCUAAAAAAGCAAGGGAUGAAUAAGGGUUCCUUUGUGAAUGACAUCACCAGCGCGGCUCACCGGUCUGUGCAGGUCAUUGAGUAACAAGACAACUGGCAUGGAUCUCUUGGCACAACCUCCGGAUGUACUAAUGAACUUGUGGGCCUAAUAAACCUACUACGGUACAUAUCAGAUUGGGUCCAGUUAAUCUGAUUACAACAUUUUUACGUUAGAUUUUUAAAACAAUUUAUAGCUAAUCAGAAUGCUUAGCCAUUAUGUUUAGUUGUGUCUUUCGUCUUACGUCAGUACAAAGGUGAUGAUCUUGCACUUAUAUUUCUGUUAUUUUCUAGGCUCUUUUGUGUUUACUAGAAAUCCUUUUUUUCCUGUUUUUCCACUGUAAACAUGAUGCUUUUGUAUUGAUAAUGUCUGGUUACUGGGAUUGCUUGAAUAGGGCCCCUUCGCUUGCAUGUCAAUUAUGGUUCAUUGUGUAUUUAUCUAGCCAGGAUAGUCCACUCAGUAACAAUUGCCACUGUUUGUCAGGUAGUCCUGAGGGUAUACUACAAAGCAGGAUCAAGGAGUUAGCCAACUAACUUGCCUAAAUAUAUAUAUAUAUGU